Messenger RNA from Prunus dulcis (almond), 1038 nucleotides. RefSeq lists its product as uncharacterized. NCBI's taxonomy places the organism in Eukaryota, Viridiplantae, Streptophyta, Magnoliopsida, Rosales, Rosaceae. The record is from RefSeq and is a predicted model, not a curated record. The coding region runs from base 1 to 1038 and encodes 345 amino acids. The transcript has a single exon. Gene Ontology annotation, molecular function: nucleic acid binding. Gene Ontology annotation, biological process: DNA integration.
AUGUUGAAGGAUUGCAUCAACUAUUCCAAGGGAUGUGAAGCUUGUCAAAGGCACGGCCCAAUCCAGCAGGCUCCUUCUGUUCCCAUGAAUCCAGUGGUAAAACCAUGGCCUUUUAGGGGAUGGGCAAUGGAUCUCAUUGGCAAAAUCUAUCCAGCCAGCAGCCAGCAGCAUUGUUUUAUUAUUGUUGCCACAGACUAUUUCACCAAAUGGGUAGAGGCCAAGCCAAUCAAAACCACAACUUCUCAAGAGAUCAUCACCUUUAUAGAAGAACAGAUCAUACAAAGGUUCGGCAUUCCAGAAUCAAUCACAACUGAUAGGGGUUCUUCUUUCAUAUCUAGGGAUAUGCUAGAUAUGGCAGAAACAUUCAAGUUCAAACUGCUUCAAUCUACCCCUUAUUAUGCUCAAGCUAAUGGACAGGCAGAAUCAAGUAACAAGGUGAUUAUCAAUAUCAUCAGAAAGAUGCUGGAGAAGAAUCCAAAGCAGUGGCAUGAAAAGUUAUCAGAGACUUUGUGGGCAUACAGAACUUCAAAAAGAGAAGCGACUGGCAUGACCCCCUAUGCUCUGACCUACGGCCAUGAUGCAAUUCUUCCCAUGGAGAUAGCAGUCCAGUCUCUUAGAAUUGCUCACCAGCACGGUCUCACAGGAGAAGACUACUCUCAAGCCAUGUUACUUGAAUUGGAAGAAUUGGAUGCAAGUAGGAUUGACACCCUCAACAAACUCUUAGCAGGAAAACAGGCUGUGUCAAGGGCAUACAACAAAAGAGUCAGAAACAAGAGUUUUGAAGAGGGAGAAAUAGUCUGGAAGGCAAUUCUGCCCCUUGGAGCACACAUAGCUGGAUAUGGGAAAUGGUCACCUACGUGGGAAGGCCCUUUUGUAAUUAACCAGAUCCUCGGAAUGGGGGCAUACAGGUUACAGGACCGAGAUGGAGUUAUUCACACUGCCCCAAUCAAUGGCAAAUGGUUAAAGAAAUUCUACCCAACCAUGUGGGAUUCGCAGGCUGUACAGACAGACCCAGGGAUAGAAAAAGAACAAGGCUGA